Saxophila tyrrhenica is the source of this 1077-nucleotide messenger RNA. RefSeq lists its product as uncharacterized. The record is from RefSeq and is a predicted model, not a curated record. Lineage: Eukaryota; Fungi; Ascomycota; Dothideomycetes; Mycosphaerellales; Extremaceae. The coding region runs from base 1 to 1077 and encodes 358 amino acids. The transcript has a single exon.
AUGGCAAGCACUGUGCAUGGCCACCGCUCCAACAGCCAGCUCCAAUCGAGCGAGUCCAGAAAUGCGGCAUUAGCUCAGGGAGCUGAGCAGCUGGAGAACGACGGCGCGCAAAACCAAGGAGAGCUCGAUGCACUCCGCAAUUACCCUCAAGAAUCAUCAGUCGAGCGCGCGGUGCCACCGAGCCUGACUCAGACGUUACAGGAAGGUAGAGAUGGAGGUCUUGGGCUGUUCGAACGAGCAAGCUCCAUCAAGGAUUCUGAUGCCUUUGGUGCAACUGAGUCGCCGCCGAAAGCCCAGUCGAAACCUUCAGACGCGUACUUCGAAAGCUACAGCAGUCUCUGCCAGCAAGAAGACCUGAUGAAGGAGAGGACAGAGGAUCUCAGCAACCUCGAGUUUCGACUUACCGAUAGGUUCGGACUGGUCCUGAGUGCCAUGCGAGCGAGUGGGUUUGCGGACUCCCUCAAAGCCGAAAUGCUGGAUGAUGCUCUCAGCGUGUCGGACGUGGUCUCUUCUACAACGAGCCCCACUGGUGUUGAUCCAAUGCUCACAGAGUACUACUCGAAGCAAGGAGAUGUCGGUAUCUUAUUGGAGAGACUCCAAGAGCUCGAGUAUACCCAUCAAGAAGGCAUGGAAACAAGAGCAUUUAUGGCGGAACGUGGGGACAACCUAGAAGUUGUUGAUGAAGAGUUUGAGCGUAAUCACCAGGACCGGAAGCAGCAGCUCCAGCUGGAACUCGAUCACGCACGUAUAGCAGCCGCCGCUUUACGAAGUCAGUGUGAGUCGAGGGGUAUCGAUGUGAACGCCAAAAGAAGAACGACGGAGCCUUCCAUGUACACUGGGAGCGUUGCCUUUGCGGGCGGCGAUGAGCUUGACAGUGAUGCCCAGUCACAGAAGAUCCGACCAGUUCGGUAUGAGCCCACGGGAUUCAAACGAACUGUGCCGCAGCACCAAUUAAUCGGGGGCUGGCUGGACAGUAUGCUGUCCCGUGGGUCGUUCGAGGACCUCCAGAGCCCGGGGCUCGAGCCCUACUUUGACACUCCUGGCACGCCGCAGUCCGAACAUCCAGCACUUCCUUGA